CACUUAAAAUGUAGUUAAAAUACCUUGUGCAUGAAUGAUAGACAAUUGAAGCAGGUUAACCAACUUACUAGAGUGACUUGACGCAUAGAUUAUAUUUGACGUUUUGGUCGGCCAUUUUGCAGUUUCUACGGUCACUGCUACACGUGUUCUAUUCAUAAAAUGGCAGUGACAAAGAAGCCGGCGCCUAAAAAGGCUCAAUUGAACCAGAAGACUGGCAAGAAGGGUGUCAAAGGUGGCAAAAUCCGCGGCAAGGGAAGCAAAAGGAAAAUCAACCUCAGAUUUGUGAUUGAUUGCACUCAUCCCGCUGAAGACAAUAUUCUUGAUGUCGGCAACUUCGAGAAGUACUUGAAGGAGCGCGUCAAAGUCGAGGGCAAAACAAAUAACCUAGGCAAUCACGUUGUCAUCGCUAGGGACAAGACAAAAGUGGCAAUCAACGCAGACAUUCCGUUCUCCAAGAGGUACUUGAAAUACCUGACAAAGCGUUACCUUAAGAAGAACAACCUGCGUGACUGGCUGCGUGUUGUGGCGUCAGAGCAUGAUGCAUAUGAACUGCGCUACUUCAACAUCAACGCGGACAGUGAUAAUGAAGAUAAUGAAGAUUAAGUUCAAUAACAUUAAAUAGUUUUACACUAAA
Messenger RNA from Galleria mellonella (greater wax moth), 634 nucleotides. RefSeq names its product 60S ribosomal protein L22 (gene RpL22). The record is from RefSeq and is a predicted model, not a curated record. NCBI's taxonomy places the organism in Eukaryota, Metazoa, Arthropoda, Insecta, Lepidoptera, Pyralidae. Gene Ontology annotation, molecular function: RNA binding; structural constituent of ribosome. Gene Ontology annotation, biological process: cytoplasmic translation. The transcript is spliced from 3 exons. The coding region runs from base 160 to 603 and encodes 147 amino acids. Gene Ontology annotation, cellular component: ribosome.